CACGGUUUGGCUGCCAUCUUGGAGCCGAAUUAAGUUGAUCCCAGUCUCUUUUGUGGCUCCUGUCAAAUCGGAACUGAAGGUCUGAGAUCACGAACACAGAGACAUUUAAACCGCAAGACACUUCCGAUUCCUGUCAGACUUCGACCUAAAGAAACACAAACCUUCAAACACCCUUUAACACGAUCUGAGCGAAUAACUGCGCUAAAACACAAGGGCUUCUGAUGACUACAGCACGUUCUCAAUAAAGAACUCUGCUGAAGAUACCCAAGAGUCUCCUGGUCUUUGCUUCUGGGUUUCCAACCAUCCCAAAAGAUUGGACUCGCACAUGUUCUUGGCAGAUUUCAUGUUCUUCACCCCUUUAGCCCCGGCCUGUGAAGAUCAAGCCUGAAUGGAGGCCCACGGUUCAGCAAGAUUGUCCAGGAAGAGAAAGAGAGAAGGUUCAAAUGGAGAGGCAGAGGAGGGCGAGAAACUGCUGAAGUUAAAGCGAUGCACAGUGGGUCUGAAAUACCCGGCUCCGUAUGCAGAUCAGCUCGAGUCAAUGGAAGAUAAGCUGUAUCAGCGCGUCACCAUGGAGGAAGCUCGCAAAGGCACUCCACCCGACAGGCCUGUGCGUGUGUAUGCAGAUGGCAUCUUCGACAUGUUCCACUCAGGACAUGCCCGCGCUCUCAUGCAGGCUAAAUGCCUUUUCCCAAACACUCAUCUUAUUGUAGGUGUCUGUAGUGAUGACCUCACACACAAGUUAAAGGGCUUCACCGUCAUGAAUGAGGAUGAACGCUAUGACGCGAUUAGUCACUGUCGCUAUGUGGACGAGGUGGUCCGCAAUGCUCCGUGGACUCUCACGCCCGAGUUCCUCACCAAGCAUCGGAUUGACUUUGUGGCCCAUGAUGAUAUCCCAUACUGCUCAGCUGACAGUGAUGAUGUUUACAAGCACAUCAAAGAAGCAGGAAUGUUCGCACCGACCCAACGGACAGAGGGCAUUUCCACCUCUGACAUCAUCACACGCAUCGUACGAGAUUAUGACGUCUACGUCAGACGAAAUCUUCAACGUGGCUACACCGCAAAAGAGCUUAAUGUCAGCUUCAUCAAUGAAAAGAAGUACAACCUUCAGGAGCGUGUGGACAAGGUGAAGAAGAAGGUGAAGGACGUGGAGGAGAAGAGUAAGGAGUUUGUGCAGAAGGUAGAGGAGAAGAGCAUCGACCUGAUCCAGAAAUGGGAAGAGAAGUCCCGCGAGUUCAUCGGCAACUUCCUGCAGAUGUUUGGACCGGAGGGAGCGUUGAAGCACAUGCUGAAGGAGGGAAAAGGGCGAAUGCUUCAGGCCAUCAGUCCGCGGCAAAGCCCCAGCAGCAGUCCCACACGCGAGCGUUCCCCGUCUCCAACCUUCCGUCUGCCCUUCUUCACCAAAACCUCCCCGCCCUCCUCGCCCUCGUCACAUCACAGCAGCGCCCUGUCCGGCUACACCUACGCCGCCCGCGGGCUGGCCAUCAGCGAAGACGAGGAGGACGAGGAAGAUUAGAGUGCCACAGCGCACCACGCAUCUGUCUUCCAAUACUGGCAAUCCAACCUCAGAAACGAAGCAAUCCUUACACCAUCCAUCGGUUUCGCUCUCUGUAUUACUAACACACAUGAAGGGUUCAAAUGGAGUGACGUCUAGAACGUUAGUGACUGAGUCAGUUCAAACUUGAGGGGUUUUUAAGUCAUUGUCAGCAAUGGAAUGCGAGUAUUCAAACUCCAGCGUCUCGUCUUGAAUCGCGCUGGAUUGGCAGGGCUUUGUCGUGUUUUAAAAAGAGUGAACAUGGUAUUAAUGUUUCAUUUUUGUUUUGAAUGUUUUUAUCGUAAUAUAUAAUCGUUAGACAUCUCAUAAGUCAUGUGUCUCUUGGGGGCGAGAUUGAUGUCUAACGUUGAAAACGCUGCAAGGUGUACUGUAAGAUAAAAGCUAAUUGUCUAAAUACAAGCGCUAAAAUAUUAAAAUGAUUUGUCUGUAUUACAAGGUGCAUUAUCAGUGUUGUGGUAAUUCUACAAAUUAGAAAAAUACGCCAAUAUUAUACAGGCAUGACUGAGUGGAAAAUGAUAGUUUGCCUACGUGAAUUUGGUGUGUCAUGCUUUAGCAAAGGUCAGAAUUCCAAAUUUGAACAUUGUAUUUCAAAAACAUAUGCUUAAUAACCUAAAGAGUUGUCUGUUUUUACUGUAAAAAUGAAAGUAUGUCAUUUCAUCACCGCACAAUGCCCUGUUCAUCUAUCACUGUGAUUGUUUUCUUUCAAAGAGCUUUUAUCCUAAAACUUAGGUUGAAGGGCUAGUUCUCCAAGUUCGGUUUCGAUUUUUGAAUUCAAGCUUGAUAAUUACACGGUUAGGUUCUGCAGAAUGAGUCUUGCACGUUUUGAAGUCAAACCAACGGAGCUGUCGAUAAUUAAGGAAGGAAACCACACUGUAAAAAGUGAUGUUGACUUAAAAAAAACUUAAUAAUUUUAAGGCAACGGGUUUCCUCAGUUUUUUUAAGUUAAGUCAACUUAUCACUUUUUACAGUGCACUUCAAAGGAAUAUUCUGGGUUAAAUACAAAUUUAAGUCAACAGUACAGUAUAUCAGAAAAUCAUUUUGCCUAAAACAAAACUAAAAUCCAUUGUGAGUUAUAUCAGUUGUUUAUAUCAGUUAAUCCAGUUGUUUUAAGAGUUAUACUGUUAAUCAGUUGAGGGACAAAAUGAUGUACGGUGUUGAAUGACAUUAUGAUGUCUUAAGCUUAACUUGUAUUUAACCCUUAACAUUCUUUGAAGAGCUUUGUCACCAUUUUUAUGUACAUGUAUGGAUAUGCAAUGGUCAGUUUUAGACGGUAUGUGUUUAAAUUGAUUGAGAAAUCACCAGUGAUUAUAAUAUCUGACGUUCUGUCAUUUCAUUUCAUAAUUUGAUGAGGCAGAGGCUGAACAAACUGCUGUCCAGACUUGCACUGAUGUCAGAAUUCAACUAUUGUUAUGCAAAUAGUUAAUGCUUAAUUUUCAUGGUAAUGUCUGUCUUUUCCUUUGCACAAAUUAAGUGACUCUAGGAGAGAUUAUUAUUUUAUUAACUUUGCCUUCCCUUAUCCUGUCAGCCUUUGAUUGUACAGGAUGUCAACAGAGACAGGAAGACAAAUAAAUAGUGUCUAACGUACAAGAAGGGGUGUUGUAUUUUGUUCUACC
Onychostoma macrolepis is the source of this 3165-nucleotide messenger RNA. It is a transcript of the gene pcyt1aa, whose product is annotated as phosphate cytidylyltransferase 1A, choline a. The record is from RefSeq and is a predicted model, not a curated record. Bases 389 to 1513 code for a protein of 374 amino acids. Gene Ontology annotation, biological process: CDP-choline pathway. The transcript is spliced from 10 exons. Gene Ontology annotation, cellular component: endoplasmic reticulum. Gene Ontology annotation, molecular function: phosphatidylcholine binding; choline-phosphate cytidylyltransferase activity. NCBI's taxonomy places the organism in Eukaryota, Metazoa, Chordata, Actinopteri, Cypriniformes, Cyprinidae.